Messenger RNA from Saccostrea cuccullata (small rock oyster), 1241 nucleotides. RefSeq names its product fibrinogen-like protein A. The transcript has 5 exons. The record is from RefSeq and is a predicted model, not a curated record. Bases 233 to 1186 code for a protein of 317 amino acids. NCBI's taxonomy places the organism in Eukaryota, Metazoa, Mollusca, Bivalvia, Ostreida, Ostreidae.
CCAAUCAGACACAACACGAAUAUCUAUAAUAUAUCUUAACACCUACAGAAAUUGCUAAGAAAGAUCCAAUCAAUUCAUAAUUACAAAGCAAUCACGAAGACACUAAUUGUAUUAGGUGGGAGGAUUGUAAUCACGUCGAUCAAACUGACAGAGGUAUAACCAUAAGCUGAGUGAGGUGCAAAAGGACAAGGAUGUUAUAAACUUAUUUCUGAAUUCUCCUUUUCUCCCAACAAUGGAUGUAUAUUUCGUUCUAAUGACUUUGGCUAUUAUUUUUGUACUUUUGCCGAAACUAUUAGCAUCUUCAAAAUCCAUAACACAGUCCUUUUUAGAUUAUUCCAAACCUGACAACAGACCUGAUGACAGUUCUUUGAUUGGAAUGUUCUCUGCAAAUUCACAGUUAGUUUGUGCCAGUGGAUGCAUUGAUCAAUGCACCUGUUUCGGCUACAAUCACGGAUUAAAGAAAUGCCGCAUUCAUGAAAGAUGUCCCCUCAAUAUCAUGAGAACGCCAGAGAGUGGUUGGAAGUAUCUCGUAAAAGAAGCGUUUGACUGUAAGGAACUAUUUGAUAGUGGUAUUAGGGGGUCUGGGGUCUAUACAAUCCAGCCGUUGCCUAAUCAACUCAUUGAUGUUGUUUGUGAUAUGGAAACAAGCGGCGGAGGUUGGACGACACUUAUGAAUCGGGAGGAUGGCUCCAUAAGUUUUGCAAAAAACUGGAUAGAGUAUAAAAUUGGCUUUGGGAAUAUAACCUCCGAAUACUGGAUUGGAAAUGAGAUCAUCCAUCACCUAACAAGAAAGAGAAACUCCUUGCUGUAUAUUUCUGCAACACAUAUCCUUGGUUUAAAAUAUUUUGAAAAAUAUGACGUAUUUUCAAUUUCUGACGAAAAGCGUGGUUAUGCUCUAGAUAUUGGAGGCGCCUCUGGUUCUCUUGGUGACGCAAUGACAUUUUUUAUGCCUGGCUUGAAUCUGAAUGGAAUGAAGUUUUCAACCAAGGACAAGGAUCAGGACAAAUCAUUUCUAUCCUGUUCUGAAGACACGGGAGGAGGAGGGGGGUGGUGGUACAAUGCAUGCCAUAUAGCCCUCCUAACGGGUCCCUACGGAAGUGUCACCUGGGUGAAUCCUUGGAAACCACUAUUCCUCAGUGGAAUUGAUGUUCAUUCUGUUCGAAUGAUGGUUAAAAGAGCACCAUAGAAAUAAAUGUGUUUCCGUUUUUACUACGUAUGCCGAUAAUUUAGCAAGAAAGAAA